Cordyceps militaris CM01 is the source of this 1242-nucleotide messenger RNA. RefSeq names its product GPI anchored protein, putative. The coding region runs from base 1 to 1242 and encodes 413 amino acids. The transcript is spliced from 2 exons. The record is from RefSeq and is a predicted model, not a curated record. Lineage: Eukaryota; Fungi; Ascomycota; Sordariomycetes; Hypocreales; Cordycipitaceae.
AUGCUUCUCCUACCCGCCUCGCUGCUCUCUCUCGUCUUGCAGGUCUCGUCCUCCGCCGCGGAGCGCUCGCCCACCGCCAUCCGCAAGGUCGCGCCCGAUGCCAACGAGAAGAUCCUUCCCGAGCACCUCGCCUUUGCGUCGCUGCCAUUCCACGACGCCUCCCUCGACGCGCGGGACUUCCUCGACGCGCAAGACGUCCGCAUACCCCAGCCGCGGCCGUACCGCCCCGCAUACGCCGGUCAUGUGGACUCUGAGACGGAGCGCAACGUCCUACGGCGCGGCGCGCACGCCCUCGCGCUGCUCAACCGCCGCGCCGCGGCCUGCCCCAGCGGCAUGGGCGGGUGCGACAGCAUCGGGCAGCCCAACAAGUGCUGCCAGGACGGCACCGGCGCCUCGUGCGGCGGGGGCGUGGGCGCCUGCCCGGCCGACGCCGUGAGCUGCCCGGCGGAGCUCGGCGGCGGGUGCUGCAUCCCCGGGUACGUGUGCCAGGGCAUGGGCUGCGUGCCGAGCGCGUCCGCCACGACGGCGACGACCACUGCGGUGGCCACGAGCACGACCCAGGCGACGACAACAGUCACCAGCACGCGCACGACGUGGGUCGACGGCGCCCCCUCGACCGUCAUUGUUACGGAAAUUGUCACGCUGACGUCGUCGCGCCCGCCUACGACAAAGACCACCACCGUGACCGUCACGAAUACCGACACGGCCACGGAGAGCAGUACGACGGCGACGACGACGGGUGGUACGGUGACGGGCGGCGCGCCCUGGCGGCCGACGGGCGAGCCCAGUAGCAGCAGCACAACAACGACAGAGGGCGGCGAGACGUCAACGCAAGAUGGCUGCCCGACGGGCUUCUAUGGAUGCCUGGCCACCCACGGUGGGGGUUGCUGCCAGACGGACCGCGACUGCCAGACGCGCUCGUGCCCGCCGCAGGCCUCGACCACGGUUGUUUCGGAUGGCCGCACCGUCGUGGUGCCCGCGUCCGAAGUGCCGUCGACAGCCACCUCGACGUGUGCCGCGGGCUGGUUCCUAUGCGGCAGCGACGCUGGUGUUCAUCCGGGGUGUUGUCCUAGCGGCUACGACUGCGGCACCGCGAGCUGCUUCAGUGGGUCGGCUUCGCAGACGGGGUCGGUGCAAAAGGAGCAGCCAAAGAAAGAUGGGGGAGUAGUCAAAGAUACCAGCCUGCUCAUGACGCUGUGUGUUGUGAUGGCAGCAGUGGCUGCCUGUAAUGUUAUGGUGUAA